GUGAUCAAUCGCGGACCCUGCAGUUGACGCGCUUCCAUGCAUAGAUGAUCCCACCUAAAAGUACCUAUGGGGUCACCGCUUUUUAAUGCCGGCAGAACCAGUAAGUUGGUUUGAAUAAGGCAAGGGCUUCCUCAGGGUUAGGGUUGUUGGAUGAUGACGCUAACCCUGGUGUCGGCGAAUCGCAUUCCUACCCAACCUGCCGGGUAUGAUGCAGUUUCGCCCUUCACCAUGGCGCCUCCUACUUCCCGGCAGUGCAUCCUGCCUAAAUCAAGCAUAUCAACUCAUGAAGUAUACGCCUCCUUUAGUUACACCGCGUCUCUGGGCCACGUAGAAGCCGCAUCGGCUUCCUGAUACAAGCGCCUGCCGGGAUGUGAAGAGCUCUAAUGGACAUGAGUGCCCGGGUCAUCUCGUCAUCAAACGCUACCGGCGCUCUUGAAAAAUGUCGCUCGAACUUCCCAUAAUUUACCUUCUCCCCAACCGCCUGAGUGCGGACGAGCUAGAUGAACUGGAAGAGCAGAUACCCACACUGACGUACGAUAUCAACGAGGCUGAAGUGUUGCUUGGGAAAGUGUCGCAGAAGGGGAGAGCUCUUUUCGAACUUCGUCACCGUAAACUACUGACAGAGGAGAUUCCCCCCACGGACAAUACCUCUUCUCCAAGAAUAAAACGCCGGGGCAUUACAGACCCAGCACAAGAGGUACUUGGCGCCGACUCAGACACUGCAUCAGAGGGAUAUGCAGGGGGCCGCACCGCAGAGGCGGAACGAGCGCCGGAGAAGACCAUCAAGGUAGUGAAGCUCUCUUGGCUCACGGACUCAGUGAAGAAAGGAGCAGUCCAGCCGUUCGACGACUACUUGGUGUACGAAGGUCGCAAAGUUCCCAGGACUCCUCCGCCUCCGCCUUCGACGGACAUCCUAGCUCGAGCAGCAGCAGAUGCAGGCAGCAGCCAGACAAGCCCUUCUUCAAGAUUUGGCCAAAGCUCGUUCAGGCGGAAUAGGGAACAUCAUGACCAUGCAAUCAAACCACCGCCAAUGCUCCACCGGACAACCACGGAGCAUGACAUAGACCUCCGGCUGCCACCGAUACCAGAUUAUCUGCACACGACCUAUUCGUGUCAGCGACCCACGCCAGUGAACAGCCCAAACGAGGCCUUCAUUCGGGAGCUGAAGAAAAUCCGGAAGACGAGGACAUUGAUUGGUGACAAGAUCGGGGUCCGCGCGUAUUCUAGUUCAAUCGCCACGAUCGCCGCUUAUCCUUACACCCUUUCCACCCCUCAGGAAGUCUCAAGGCUCCCGGGCUGUGGAGCCAAGAUAGCGGUGCUGUUCCAGGAACUGAAAGAGCAUGGCCACCUCCAGGAAGUCGUGGAUGCCGAGUCCGAUCCAAGGCUCUCCGUCCUGGCCAUGUUCUACGACAUCUGGGGCGUCGCCGAGACUACUGCUCGGGAAUUUUACAACAAGGGCUGGCGAGAUCUCGACGACAUUGUCGAGUACGGCUGGGCGACCUUGACGCGCGUGCAGCAGAUAGGAGUGAAGUACUAUGACGAGUUCCUCCUCAUGAUACCCCGCGAUGAGGUCGAGUCGAUUAGUGGCAUAAUCCUGGAGCACGCGAAUGGGAUACGCAAGGGGUUUCAAUUGGUCACUGUUGGGGGAUACCGGAGAGGCAACAAAGAGAGCGGUGAUGUGGAUGUGAUCCUGAGCCAUCCUGACGCGACGGCUACCCUUGGGCUUGCCGAGAAGAUCGUUGUCAGCCUGGAGAAGGAUAACUACAUCACCCACACCCUUAUACUCAGUAAUAAGAACAGUGAACGGGGCCAGAUGCCGGUGAGCUGGAAGGGGAACGAGAGGAAAGCCGGGACCGGCUUCGAUACCCUGGACAAGGCGUUAGUGGUCUGGCGGAAUCCAAGGUGGACGGCGAAGGAGGGCGAGACGAGGAACCCCAACCCGCACCGCCGGGUAGACAUCAUCAUUAGCCCCUGGAAGACGGCCGGCUGCGCAGUUCUGGGUUGGAGCGGCGGGACCACGUUCCAGCGGGACCUUCGCAGAUAUUGCAAGAAUGAGCGAUCGUUAAAGUUUGACAGCAGUGGCGUGAGGAGCCGAGCCGACGGGUCCUGGGUCGAUCUUGAGAGCGGAUCGGACGGCCCCGCACCGGAUAUGCUGACUGCCGAACGGCGUGUCUUUGCUGGCUUGGGCCUGGAAUGGAGGAAGCCAGAAGAGCGAUGUACCGGUUGACCGUUUGACGGUACGCUGGCGCCUCUCCUCCUUGCAUUUUGAAAGAGACAACUUGCUGCUGAAUUAUCCACAAAUGAGAAAGGAGGCGAGGGGCUUGUUGAUGAGACU
This is a messenger RNA of Phialemonium atrogriseum, 2335 nucleotides long. Its product is annotated as Nucleotidyltransferase. Gene Ontology annotation, biological process: double-strand break repair via nonhomologous end joining. The record is from RefSeq and is a predicted model, not a curated record. Gene Ontology annotation, molecular function: DNA binding; DNA-directed DNA polymerase activity. The transcript has 2 exons. The coding region runs from base 440 to 2227 and encodes 595 amino acids. Lineage: Eukaryota; Fungi; Ascomycota; Sordariomycetes; Cephalothecales; Cephalothecaceae. Gene Ontology annotation, cellular component: nucleus.